AUGGUAGGUAGAGUAAAUGAAAUAACAAAAGAGACUACAGAUCAGUGGGACAUAUUUUUUGUAGAGAAAGAAAAACAAGAAGAACUAAAAAUACCAAAACCCUUUAAGGAAUCACCUGAGAAGAUAGAUGUGGCAACAGAGCCACCAGCAGGAAAUAUUGGAAUUGAAAACAUUGGAAUUGGGGAACAACAACAAACUAAAGAAUCAAAUGAUCCCCCGGACACUGGAAAGGAAGAGACCACAAAUGUGCAUACUGAUACAUCUACUGAGCCACCGACAACCACUGGAACUAAAAAACCAACUGAGUCACUGACAGUAGAUAGCACAGAGGCAAACACAGAAAAACCGACAGUGGACACUACAAUGAAAUCAUCUGAAGCACAAACAGAGAAACCAUUAGAGCAAUAG
Messenger RNA from Cryptomeria japonica (Japanese cedar), 408 nucleotides. RefSeq lists its product as uncharacterized. The transcript has 2 exons. Lineage: Eukaryota; Viridiplantae; Streptophyta; Pinopsida; Cupressales; Cupressaceae. The record is from RefSeq and is a predicted model, not a curated record. Bases 1 to 408 code for a protein of 135 amino acids.